UUCCAGGGAGCAUAAGCUUUGCUUUCCUCGACAACCAGACCCUAUAUUCUGUCUUUCUACAUGUCCUAAGUGUCUCCAGCUUGUUGCUGAACGCAAGAGAGCUGCGCGAAUUAGUAAGGACAAAACCACGUAUCAACCAAUAUGAGCAGCUAUCGAGAUGCCAGUGAAGACGGGGAAAAGGGUAUCUUCAAUCGCCGAAUGACAUUUUGCCCAUACCUCCGCAGCAACUUCGACACAGACGAGCUCAUUAGACACUGUCCUGACUGUUUAAGAUUUUUUGCGAUCUCUUGCAGUCAUUACCGCGAUGACCGUGAGGCUGGUACAGUAUGUCAUAAUCUCCGUCUCGUCUUCACGGAUGGUGCGUGCUUGGGCAACGGACGCGAGGAUGCCACUGCCGGGUUAGGCGUGGCCAUUGGCUUCGAGGGCGAGGACACGAGCCAGUGGGCAAUCCCGGUCGUAACCAGAUGGAUCAGGCGAGCGGAGCUCUUGGCUGCUUUGGAAGGCAUACGCAAAAUUAGCGAGGUAGAUGGUCCCUUUUUAGCAUGCUCAGGUAGCAAUAGCCCGCGAGGCGAGCAUUCAGAUGGCACGAGCCCUACAGGUUGGAUAGUUGUGACCGACUCGGAAUACGUUGUACGUGGUAUGACAGAGUGGUUCCCCGUCUGGAAGGUAUGUGCUCCUUCUAUCCUGUGGUAG
This is a messenger RNA of Serpula lacrymans var. lacrymans S7.9, 693 nucleotides long. RefSeq lists its product as uncharacterized. The record is from RefSeq and is a predicted model, not a curated record. NCBI's taxonomy places the organism in Eukaryota, Fungi, Basidiomycota, Agaricomycetes, Boletales, Serpulaceae. The coding region runs from base 142 to 693 and encodes 183 amino acids. The transcript has 3 exons. Gene Ontology annotation, molecular function: RNA-DNA hybrid ribonuclease activity; nucleic acid binding.